UCUCAAAAUAAACAAAAAAAACCAAAGACAAACAAACAAGAAAAAAACAUAUUCAUACUGGCCCAGUGAGAAGAACGACUGGAGGAGAUAGGACUGGAUACAGGAAGACCUGCUGUACUACUGCAGUUGUCCAGGCCAUUGGUUCCUGAUUGCUGGGCUUUGAACCAGUGCUGGUCUGAAUGCCUAAGAAUUGUUUGUGAUGCUUACUAAAAAUACAGAUUCCCAGUCCUACAUCCACACACAAGAGAUUUGGGUUUGGUAGAUUCAGGAUUUCUAACAAGCUCUCCAGAUUUGGGCAUCACUGGUCCAGGCAAGGCAGAAUGAAGCCUGAUCUUAAGAGGGCAAGGAUGCCAGAGAAAGGAAGGCAUAGAUAACAUGGGAUUUGGCCACUGCUCUCUUCCUCCUGUUACCUACCUCUGUUCAUGACAGCCCUCCACUUGACUCUUUGUUCUUCACACGCUACCACUAGCCCCAACAUCCUAAUUUGCUUAUGUCCUGUCAAUUCUCUUUGAAAUGAGUCUUCUGUUGCUUUUUUCCAUUUCUACCCUCAUUUAGGGUCCCAUUAAUGCUCAACUACCCUGACCUCCCUGUGUCCAGUCCAUCAAGAUAAUCAUAAAGCCCAGCUCAGUCACUCUCCAGAAGCUUUUUGGGCUGCCUUUUAUUUUAGGAUGAAGGUCAAGCUCCUGAGCUUAGCAUUCAGUUUCCUUCAGGAGCUUACUCUCCUGCCAGUCUUUCCAAGCAUGUCCCUGCCACUCCCCCUCAUCUGGUUGCUCUGUGCUUUUGAAAUUGUGCUGUACUUGUAGCCUUGCCCCAUCCUAAUGUCUCCUCCAGUCAACCCUGUUCAUCCUUCCCUUUUUCCCUCUCUGCUUGUGUGUGACUGGAUCUUCCUGGUGGGUAGAGUUAGCUGCCCAGGGAGAACCCCCACGACCUUUUUGCAUCAUAAAUGUGUGUCUUCUCCAUCCGAAGUCCUAAUCCUCUGCUUGUGACGGACAAUUGGUCACUAUGGCAACUGACUGUGACGUCACAGGAUAAGGACUUCAGGUGAAGUGGCAGGAGCAGGUGAGUAUGUAGGAGACAGAUUUCAAUGUCUGUUGAAGGCCCCCCCACACCCUCCUUCAGUGCCGGGGGCAUGGAGGGAUAUCUUGGGCUCCUGCUGUUUUUUAAAAUGAUGCGGUGAGAGUGUGUGCCUGGCAUCUGCGUGCUGCAGCAGUGUGGGGCUGACAGAGUGUGUCAACUUGAGCUCUGGCUGUGCAGGCACCGCUGCUGCGUGAGCCUGUUAUUCCAUUCUGGAUUGCUAUUUUGAUACCCAGAUUGCAUCAUUCUUCCUACGUAUAAACAGGGGGUCCCCAGGGCCCUGCAGCUACUCACUUCUCCACCAACACUGUUGUUGUGAUGAGCUCUAUUUAAAUGAGCUGCCGGAUCGGGGCAGGUUCCAGCCACACAUGAGCACUGUCAUUUUGGGGAACAUGGAGGGCUGAAGGAUUUUUGGAUGGAGUCCUAAAAGGCUGAGAGUGCUGUCUCCCGAGCUGUGCAGAGAGCGACAGAGCUAGUUCCUGAAAGUUGAAAAUGUCAUUUUCUUCCUUCUGAGCUUCUAUUCCAAGGCACCCAGAGGAUUAGGAAGGAGAUGCAGCUAGGAAAAGAGUCGCCUCUUUGAGGUCUCCCUCUUGCUGUUCAGUUUGGGAAAAUUGCUGCAGAGCCUUCGAGAUAAACAGAAACAGGAGGAGUCAACCAAGCUCUUUCCUGCAGGAGUAUCUCAGAGCUCAUCUCCUGUCCUGGGUGUGAACAAGUAUAUCUUACCAGGGAUGUAACUGAACAUUUUUUUCUGCAGUGUGUUCCUACUGAGCAACCCAAGAUGGCCAGGAACUGCUCCGAGUGCAAGGAGAAGAGGGCAGCACAUAUCCUCUGCACCUACUGCAAUCGCUGGCUAUGCAGCUCUUGCACAGAGGAACACCGACACAGCCCUGUCUCUGGGGGCCCGUUCUUUCCUCGGGCCCAGAAGGGAUCUCUAGGAGUGAAUAGUGGUCCCGGAGACUUCACCUUGUAUUGUCCUCUACACACACAGGAAGUACUCAAGCUAUUCUGCGAGACUUGUGAUAUGCUCACUUGCCAUAGCUGCCUGAUGGUGGAACACAAAGAACACAGGUGCAGACAUGUUGAAGAAGUUUUGCAAAACCAGAGGAUGCUUCUGGAAAGUGUGACUACACAGGUGGCACAUAAGAAAUCCAGUCUACAGACAUCUGCAAAGCAAAUUGAGGACAGGAUUUUUGAAGUGAAGCAUCAGCAUAGGAAGGUGGAAAACCAGAUCAAAAUGGCCAAGAUGGUUCUGAUGAAUGAGCUGAACAAACAGGCCAAUGGGCUAAUAGAGGAAUUAGAGGGGAUUACUAAUGAGAGAAAGCGGAAGCUGGAACAGCAGUUACAGAGCAUCAUGGUUCUCAACCGUCAGUUUGAGCAUGUGCAGAAUUUCAUCAACUGGGCUGUCUGCAGCAAAACCAGUGUCCCUUUUCUUUUCAGCAAAGAGCUGAUUGUGUUUCAGAUGCAGCGAUUGCUGGAGACAAGUUGUAACACAGAUCCUGGCUCCCCUUGGAGUAUCAGAUUCACCUGGGAGCCUAACUUCUGGACCAAGCAGCUAGCUUCUCUUGGCUGCAUAACUACUGAAGGUGGACAACUGUCCCGGGCAGAUGCUCCUGCUUAUGGAGGCUUACAGGGGCCAUCACCCUUUUAUCAAAGCCACCAGUCUCCAGUGGCUCAGCAAGAGGCUCUUAGCCAUCCCUCUCACAAGUUCCAGUCUCCAGCAGUGUGCUCCUCAUCUGUGUGCUGCUCCCACUGCUCCCCAGUCUCGCCUUCCCUCAAAGGCCAGGUCCCCCCACCCAGCAUGCACCCAGCCCACAACUUUAGGCAGCCCUCUGAGAUGGUGCCCCAGCAGCUGGGGUCUCUGCAGUGCUCUGCCUUGCUGCCCAGAGAGAAAGAGCUGGCCUGCAGCCCUCAUCCACCAAAGCUGCUGCAGCCCUGGCUGGAAACCCAGCCCCAUGUGGAGCAGGAGAGCACAUCCCAGCGGCUGGGGCAGCAGCUGACUUCCCAGCCCGUGUGCAUUGUCCCCCCACAGGAUGUUCAGCAAGGAACCCAUGCCCAGCCCACCUUACAGACACCCUCUAUCCAAGUCCAGUUUGGCCACAACCAGAAGCUGAAGCUCAGUCACUUUCAGCAGCAGCCACAGCAGCAGCUACCACCUCCACCACCUCCCCUCCCUGCUCCCCCACAGCAGCCACACCCACCUCUACCUCCAUCCCAGCAUCUGGCUUCUAGUCAGCAUGACAGCCCUCCUGGGCCUGCCUGUUCUCAGAAUGUGGACAUAAUGCAUCACAAGUUUGAGCUGGAGGAAAUGCAGAAGGACUUGGAGCUUCUUCUCCAGGCUCAACAGCCCAGCUUGCAACUGAGUCAGACCAAAUCUCCUCAGCAUCUUCAGCAAACCAUUGUGGGGCAGAUUAACUACAUCGUGAGGCAGCCAGCACCUGUUCAGUCCCAGAGCCAGGAGGAGACCCUGCAGGCUACAGAUGAGCCCCCAGCAUCUGAGGGCUCAAAGCCGGCUAUCUCUCUUGACAAGAAUACUGCUGCUGCCUUGCCCCAGGCGUCUGGGGAAGAAACCUCUCUUGGUGUCCCCCCAGUGGACAGCACCAUCCAGCACUCCUCUCCAAAUGUGGUGAGAAAGCACUCUACCUCGGUGAGCAUCAUGGGCUUUUCCAACACUCUGGAGAUGGAGUUGUCAUCUACCAGGUUGGAGAGGCCCCUAGAGCCACAGAUACAGAGUGUGAGCAGCCUGACAUCUGGCGCCCCCCUGGCAGUACCAAGCCUGCUGAGUGCUUCCCCCAAAAUGGUGUCCAGCCUGACAAGCGUUCAAAAUCAGGCCAUGCCCAGCCUGACAACCAGUCACCUACAGACUGUGCCCAGUCUUGUGCGUAGUACAUUCCAGUCCGUGCCCAACCUGAUGAGUGACUCUUCUCAGGCUAUGGCAAGCCUGACAAGUGAUCACCCUCAGGCUGGGCCCAGCCUAAUGUCUGGUCACACCCAGGCUGUGCCAAGUCUGGCAACUUGUCCUCUGCAGAGCAUUCCUCCAGUUUCUGACAUGCAGCCAGAAACUGGGUCCAGCUCCAGUUCUGGCCGAACUUCAGGGAGCCUGUGCCCUGGAGAUGGGACUGAUCCCUCCCUGGGGAAUGCUCUGUGUAAGAUGGAAAGUGAGGAUUCCACUUGCUUCACUGACUCACUGGGGCAAGUUCCCAUAGCCCCUGGUCUGGAUGCUUCCAAGGACUUGACCAUCCCCUCAGAACUGGAGGAGCCAAUUAACCUCUCUGUGAAGAAACCACCACUGGCACCAGUGGUCAGCACAUCUACAGCUCUGCAGCAGUACCGGAACCCAAAAGAGUGUGAGAAUUUUGAACAAGGAGGCCUAGAGCUGGAUGCAAAGGAGAACCAGAGCAUCAGAGCCUUCAACAGCGAGCAUAAGAUUCCCUAUGUGCGACUGGAGCGACUCAAGAUCUGUGCUGCCUCCUCAGGAGAGAUGCCUGUGUUCAAGCUGAAGCCACAGAAGAAUGAUCAAGAUGGAAGCUUCCUGCUGAUCAUCGAGUGUGGUACUGAGUCCUCCAGCAUGUCCAUUAAGGUCAGCCAGGACAGACUGUCUGAGGCCACCCAGGCUCCAGGUCUGGGGGGAAGAAAGGUCACUGUCACUUCUCUGGCUGGGCAGCGGCCAUCAGAAGUGGAGGGCACAUCUCCUGAAGAACACAGACUCAUUCCUCGAACCCCAGGAGCCAAGAAGGGCCCCCCAGCUCCAAUAGAGAAUGAGGACUUCUGUGCUGUUUGCCUCAAUGGUGGAGAGUUGCUGUGCUGUGACCAUUGCCCCAAAGUGUUCCACCUAUCCUGCCAUGUGCCAGCCUUGCUCAGCUUCCCAGGGGGAGAGUGGGUGUGUACCUUGUGCCGCAGCCUGACCCAGCCCGAGAUGGAGUACGACUGUGAGAAUGCCCGCUAUAACCAGCCUGGAAUGCGGGCAUCUCCUGGCCUAAGCAUGUAUGACCAGAAGAAGUGUGAGAAGCUGGUAUUGUCCUUGUGCUGCAAUAACCUCAGCCUGCCCUUCCAUGAACCUGUCAGCCCCCUGGCCCGGCAUUAUUACCAGAUUAUCAAGAGGCCCAUGGACCUGUCAAUCAUCCGGAGGAAGCUGCAAAAGAAGGACCCGGCUCACUAUACCACCCCAGAGGAGGUGGUAUCAGAUGUGCGCCUCAUGUUCUGGAACUGUGCUAAGUUCAAUUAUCCUGACUCUGAGGUUGCAGAGGCUGGCCGCUGCCUGGAAGUGUUCUUUGAGGGCUGGUUGAAGGAGAUCUACCCGGAGAAACGGUUUGCUCAGCCAAGGCAGGAGGACUCAGACUCUGAGGAGGUGUCUAGUGAGAGCGGAUGUUCCACUCCCCAGGGCUUCCCGUGGCCUCCCUACGUGCAGGAGGGCAUCCAACCCAAGAGGCGGCGACGACAUAUGGAGAAUGAAAGAGCAAAGAGAAUGUCAUUUCGCCUGGCCAACAGCAUCUCUCAGGUGUGACAGCCAAAAGGAGACUGGGCACUCUGGCAGCUGUUGUCCCAUCCUGUUGACUAUUCCUCCCCAUCUCGCAGUUUAUCCUCUUCAGAAUGUGGAUGGUAGAUGAGUCUCAUUGAACUGUAUAGUGCUCUUCUUUGCCAUUUGCAUCUACAGCAUUUGUUUGGGAGCCAUAGUGCAUCCACUACAGAGAAGAUUUCAGUAAUAAACAGGAAAGAGGAGGGUAUUUAUUAUUACCAGAGUAAUCAGAUGUAUAGGCUGCACUUGACAGGACCAUACCUGGUUAGGCUUGGGAGGACCUACUUUCCUUAGUGAAUUUUUUUCUGCCUAGGAAAGCAGACCUGUCUCACCUUUUAGUGUCCAGGGCUCAGGAGUCAUGUAUAUAUCUGAACUCCUCCUGGGCUCAGAAGUGGGUAAAAGAAGGGAGAGAGGUUUAGACAUAUGGUAGGACUGUGAUCCCUGGCCCAGCACAGCCAAAGACUAUCACUGUUUGCCUUUGCUUGUCCUGUCUGGACAGAGGCACCUGCCAUGUGCACACUAGUGGAGGCUUCUAGAGACCGUAGGUCUCAAUUUGUGCCUAUUUGGGUUCUAACGGUUUUCAGGGUAUUUGUUUUGCAUACUCACUUUCCUGAUGUUGGCUUAGGUGGCUGCUGUGAAAAUGCUGUGGAUGGUAUGACAUUCUUGAUUGAGCUGGGUGGCUCUGCAGAGACCACUUACAACUUCUGGUUCAGAUUUCACUUACGGACUUAGAAAGAUGUCCACUUGAGAGCCCGCCCUCUGUGCUACUUACUCUGGGCUAAUUGCACUUCUUUAGGGUGAGAACCCACCUUCCUAGAAGUGACUGUUGGUGCUUCUCAGUGGCCAUACCCUUUGUCAUCCUCAUUCAGAGGUCUGGAUCUUGAGUUCUGCUUGUAAAUACUGUGAGGCAGCUGCUGUCUGCUUCAGGUCCAGAGUUCCAUGGGUGGAGAGAGUAACCCACAACCAGCUCACUCCUCUGCGCCUCUCCUCCUGCUUAGAGAUUCUAGUUCUCAACCUCUCCAAGUUCAUGAGCCAAAGAUCAGAAGUGAGUCUUCUGACUACCCCACCUCGAGGCUGUCUACAGCCCCCCAAAAGCUAACACUUUACUGGCAGCCCUUUUUGUUGGAGCUUAGAGAAGGCCUCAGGGACCAACAGGGGCUAGAUCUAGACAUUCCUAGGGGAAGUUUGUCUAAGGUGGACAGGGGGAAAAAUCAAGAGGCAAAAAGCCAGUGUGCUUUGGUGACCAUGAAGCAACCUCAGAGCCUUAGUUCUCCUGGAAUGCAGAGAGAAGCAUUCUGGAAGCCAUGGGAACAGGCACUCAAGGCUGCAUCCUGAAUGGAUCUGCAUGGUCGCAGGGUGUUUGUGAGGCUACUGGAGGUCAGGCUACCUCCCAAGCAAGGGCUUGGUUGAGAGGGAACCCAUUGCUCAUAUUGUUGGGGGAGUUAUGAACCUGAUAUGUCAGUGGCCCGGACUGAGAUGGCUCUCCCUGGUCCUGUCAUUGCAUGGCUAAUUUCAGGGGAGUCUAAGGUCAUGGAUUUGUUUCUGCUAAGAGAUGAAGUUCAAGGAUGUUCUUGUUUGCAGGGCCUUCGCUAAUGAGCAAUUUUUUUGAAAAUUAGAAAACAUUUCUUCUCUCUUUGUGAGUUGAUGGUAUUGCUCAUUUCCUUCUCUACCCAACCUCAGAGAUCAUCUUCACUUUAAAGCAAACCAUGCCCCUUGGCUUGCCACUCUUUCAGCAGCACAUGCCACGUUCUCCUAAGCAGAUGGGCUUCCGUGAUCCCGUUUUCUAGUUUGGGGUAACUAAGUAUUCAAUGCUUUACUAAUCUGGCAGUCUUUGGACUUAGGCUUCUGCCCUUUGAGACUCACAUGACUUUCUGGUUUGGGAUCUGGUCAAUUCCCUUUAAAUUUUCGAAUCUUCUUCUAUGUUCAGUUGGCUUGGCAAAGUAACCUCUGUUCUCGUGUCACUAAUUCCUGCUCUAGGUCAUCUUUCCUUUGUGCAGCCCACAUUCCCACCAUCCCUGUGAGCUUUGUUGUAUUUGGUGUUGGGCAGCUGGUGAGUGUUGUGACAGGCUUAGACUUGAUCCUUCCUCAGGACCAACUGGAGACCACAAAUUUAAAGCAGAAAUGCCUGUUAAAAACUUGGCUUUCCUUAUAUCAGUGAGACUUCCAGCUUGGAUGUGGCCUCCUGGGCUCAAGGAUCAGCCUGCUGGGCCAGGGGCAUCUUAGUAAUGUGCUGGAGAGACACAUGCUCCCUUCUCAUCAUAGAGAGCCUGCAUGCUGAGAGGCUCCCUUGAGACACCUGCCUCUCCCUGGCUUUUCCCUUAGACCUAGCCACCAGAGUUUUGAGUCACGGUUUUGUUUUGUUUUUUCAUGAAAAACCAGAACAUGACUUAGAAAUUAGAAAAGAAAAGAAAAAAAAAAAAAUCCUGCUAGCCAA
Chlorocebus sabaeus (green monkey) is the source of this 8021-nucleotide messenger RNA. It is a transcript of the gene TRIM66, whose product is annotated as tripartite motif containing 66. Gene Ontology annotation, cellular component: chromatin. The record is from RefSeq and is a predicted model, not a curated record. Gene Ontology annotation, molecular function: protein binding; zinc ion binding. NCBI's taxonomy places the organism in Eukaryota, Metazoa, Chordata, Mammalia, Primates, Cercopithecidae.